This is a messenger RNA of Scatophagus argus, 2691 nucleotides long. It is a transcript of the gene gpr31, whose product is annotated as G protein-coupled receptor 31. Lineage: Eukaryota; Metazoa; Chordata; Actinopteri; Scatophagidae. Gene Ontology annotation, biological process: G protein-coupled receptor signaling pathway. Gene Ontology annotation, cellular component: membrane. Bases 281 to 1276 code for a protein of 331 amino acids. Gene Ontology annotation, molecular function: G protein-coupled receptor activity. The transcript is spliced from 2 exons. The record is from RefSeq and is a predicted model, not a curated record.
UGGCAACCAUUCGCUCUGCAUAUUGCGAGAACUGCUUUCAGACCUGGUACUCUGCACUCUCACAGAACAGGGCAUGAAAGCUGAAUGACUUUGGAACCAGAAGCACACACUAGGACUGAAAAAGGAAUCUGAAACCUAACAAAGGAUUAAAGCCGAAGACACACACACAGAAGAAACUUGUUGGGCAGGAUUUUGUUUUUGUUUGUUUGUAGGGUGAGAGGUGUGUGUGUGAAGCGAUUUCUCUGUCAGUUAAGAAGAAAACACCUAUCUGACUGUCCAAAUGGGAAACUCAAGUUACCAACUUAUCGAGGACUGUGAAGCCUCAAACAAGGCACUGUACAAAUUUUAUGCAGCUGUCAUGAUUGUGAUUUUCAUCUUGGCUUUGCCUCUGAAUGCAUCAGUCCUUCACCUCUUCAUAUUCAAGCUGAAAUUCUGGAAAUCCAACACCAACAAUAUCUUCCUGUUCAACCUGGUGCUGGCCGACAUCCUGCUGCUCUUCUGUUUGCCCAUAAAGGCACACAACUUCAUCAACGGUGAGAGGAGGAGUGAGAACGACACAGUAUGCAAAGCCAUGCUCUUCAUGUUGUUUUUAAACCGAGGAGCGAGCAUCGCCUUCCUGACAGUGACAUCCAUCGAUCGAUAUUUUAACGUGGUGCAUCCUGGUCGAAAGAAUCUCCUGAGAGCUCUGAAGAAAUCUCCUCAGAUCUCUAUCCUCAUCUGGCUGCUUCUUCUGCCUCUCACCAUCCCCACCAUGCUCAAGAACUUCGACUGCUGCAACAGCCACAAGAACAGUAAAGAUGACACCUUGAUUAAGGACGUGGUGGACAGUUUGCGAGAAGCGGUCUUCUUCACCCAGAUUAUCAUCCCCUUCGUCAUCCUGGUCUACUGCACAGUGCGCAUCGUAAACCGGCUCAGAAAGAAGACAAUUGGGGAUACGACCAAGCUGAGGAGAGCUGUCUUCCUGGUGACCACCGUCAUGGUGGUGUUCUCCUUCUGCUUCCUCCCCUGCACCUUGGCCAGGGUGGUCCUGCUGAUCACUCGGGUCCAAGAUGCCAGCGAACAAAUCCAGGAUAAAGCUGCCGUGGCCUUUGACGGCCUCAUGGUCCUCUCGUACAUGGACUGUCUCCUGGAUCCGCUGGUCUACUGCUUCUGUAGCACAAAGUUUAAAGCUCUUUAUCUCUCCAAUUAUUUCCCGUUCUUGGUGAAAAACACUCAGCUGCCGGUGGAAAGCUCAACAGGAAACUCAUCGCAUCCUGGGCGCAAUCAUGUCAUUUGAAAUUCAUGGAAAACAGAAGCUGGAAGGCUGCUGUACAGACUCAAAGUGUGUCAAAAAAAAGUGUGUCUACCUACUUUAGGAAAGAGGACUCUGAAGGUAAAGAGCGCAAUGAAGACAAGAUGUACAAUAAUUAUUUAAGUUUCUAUUUUUUACUGAUUGCUUAAUGAAAAUAAAAAGAGCUACAUAUGUACAUAGAAGGGAUUGUUUUGGCUUUUUCAACACGUUCUGCGGCCCUGUAGAUUUUCUGUAGUGCCUCAACAACAUGGUGGAUUUUAUUUUGUCAAGGUUUUUCUUUUUCCAAGCUGAAUGCCCCUCAGCUAAAGAUUCCACAUGUGCUGUUCUGCUUGUCUUGGACGACAAACUAUGAAAAAUUCCUUCCAAGUGUUCAAGAGGCCAGAAAGGAGCAGGAAUCUUAUCUGUCAAAUCUCCCACAGUCAAACCAGCGAAACCAGGGUUUCAUGAAAGUCUUCAAAGCUUCUCAAAUACAUCUUCUCCCAAGCUCUACAUGGUGAGAAAUUGCAGACUAAGGGGAAUAAAAAGGGGAAACAGUACUGUCCAGAUUUGACAGAGAUAAUAGACCAUGACCAGUCCCCUAUUAUAUAAGACUUAAUCCUAAAGGCCCAAACAGGAAGCUGAUCAUUAGUGUUGUUUUAUUACUUAAUUGUAUAACUGUUAUUAUAUACAUAUUUUCUCUGCAGUGUAAUUUCUUUUGUGCUGUACUAAACUUACAGUAAACUGUCCCUCAUUCUGUCAGGGGCCUCUGGAGAUUUGGAGAUCUCACUAUGGCAACCAUUAAUCCAGUGCACAGAAUGACAAGCCUUCCCACGAAUGCCCGUUACAGAAUAAAUCAUGAGUCACGCCUGUAGCCAGCCUGGACAAACUUUAUCCAGAAGUAUUCACUGUGUGAAUCACCUGGUGUUCACUGUGUCGCUGCAAACACACAGCUUACUCAUUUAAUAAUCAACCAGCUGGGGUCUGGUUUCAAUUUCAUAUGAGCCGUACUCACCUGUGGACUAAAGAUUCAUCACGGCGUGUCACAGAAUAUGUCACUGUUUUGCAUUUGUCACAGUUUUGUCUGCAAUGGUGAAACACUGCAACAUCACAAUGACAUAAUGUGAUCCUAUAACUCUGACCAUAACAUAUUGUAACAUUUUUUUUGUUAGAAGUGUAAAUUAAAACAAAUGCUGAAGGUGUCAGAGCCUCAGCUCAUGAUGAAUAGGUUGUCUGCUGUCUGUAGGAAGGUAUGUCAUAUCAGGGAUUCACAUUCAGAGACUGACUGACUGUUUUAUAGCUCUAUAGUUUUACAGGCAGCACUAAAUACUCUGCCUUCUCUUUUAUGUGUUUUUACUCCUGCUGCGAUAUGUGAAUGUGUAAAUAUACACUGGUAUCUCUAAAUACAUUUCUGCUGACUGAUC